AUGGACAAACAGAGGAAAUCAAACAUGGGCCCAAAUAAGUGCUGCAAUCACGGAACGUGUGCUAUCGUCGGUUACUGCCUGCACGAAAUAUUCAACCCUAAGGCGUCUGGGCACGGCGUGACAACGACUUGCCAUGAAUGUCAUUCUCUGCAGCAGGUGAAAUCAAACAGGAGGAGGAGCUCAGAUUGUGUAGCCUCCCCGCGACAGAAGAAAACCCUUGUUGACGAAGUUGUUCUGCAAGACACGAUCCCCCGCAGCGAAGACAAGCUCAUCGUGUCUUGUCCUGAUGUCAAGACAAGCGAGCAAGAAUGCGAAGAGUACAUGACGCGGAUACGAGACCUUCCGGUUCUGAUGUGA
Messenger RNA from Guillardia theta CCMP2712, 357 nucleotides. RefSeq lists its product as hypothetical. The record is from RefSeq and is a predicted model, not a curated record. Lineage: Eukaryota; Cryptophyceae; Pyrenomonadales; Geminigeraceae. The transcript has a single exon. Bases 1 to 357 code for a protein of 118 amino acids.